AAAGUGUCGUUUAAGCUGUGAGAGAAUGAGGAUGAGUUUUGGGUUGACUUUCAGGGCAGCAAAAAGCCGCUGGAUGGUGAACGUCAGCCGGCAGUGCUCACAUGGGUCUGUUGGGUUAUUUGUGCCACCAAGUCCUCCUCUGGACCCUGAGAAGGUCAAAGAGUUACAGCGCUUCAUCACUCUUUCCAAGAGACUCCUAGUGAUGACCGGGGCAGGAAUCUCCACCGAGUCGGGGAUCCCAGACUACAGGUCAGAAAAGGUGGGACUCUACGCCCGCACUGACAAGAAACCCAUUCAGCACGGGGAUUUUCUACGGAGUGCUCCAAUCCGCCAGCGGUACUGGGCGAGAAACUUUGUAGGCUGGCCUCGGUUCUCCUCCCUCCAGCCUAACCCUGCACAUUGGGCUUUGAGCAAUUGGGAGAGACUUGGAAAGCUGUACUGGUUGGUGACCCAAAAUGUGGAUGCCUUGCACACGAAAGCAGGGAGUCAGCGCCUGACAGAACUCCACGGAUGCAUGCACAGGGUCCUUUGCUUGGACUGCGGUGAAAAGAUUACCCGCAGAGCGUUGCAGGAGCGUUUUGAAGCCCUGAACCCCACCUGGAGUGCUGAGGCCCAUGGCCUGGCUCCUGAUGGCGACGUCUUUCUCACAGAGGAGCAGGUGCAGAGCUUUCAGGUCCCGUCCUGCGCUCGAUGUGGAGGUCCCCUGAAACCAGACGUCGUUUUCUUCGGGGACACGGUGAACCCUGACAAGGUUGACUUUGUGCGCAGGCGUGUAAAAGAAGCCGACUCCCUCUUGGUGGUGGGAUCGUCCUUGCAGGUGUACUCCGGCUACAGGUUUAUCCUCACUGCCCGAGAGAAGAAGCUUCCAAUCGCGAUACUUAACAUUGGGCCCACACGGUCGGACGACUUGGCAUGUCUGAAACUGGAUUCUCCCUGUGGAGAGUUGCUGCCUUUGAUAGACCCACAUUGACCAGAGCCUGAUGCUCCUGAGCCAGAAACAGACUUUCACUGUAAUCCUGCUAUUAAAGAUCCGUGGUAAGGAUUCCUCCCUUCUUCCUCUACCUAAUCAAAGCUCACUGGAUGCAGCCUGUAGAGGGCAGCAAACCGACAUCUUUCUCCAGCCCCUCUCUGAACUGGGCAAGUUUGAGUGUGACCGAUGAGAUUUGACCCUUAAGAAAGAUUUUUCAAAGCAGUGGCUGCUCUGGGUAGGGAAAACUGCCCUCACUUGCUUUUUAUCUCACCAGGCGGAAGAAACAGCUUGGGAAAUAAUGUAGGCCAGAACAGUCUCUGGAGUGCUAGCUAACCCAGGAAUCUCACUGAGGUGGGGGGUGAGGGGAGAAGAAAAUGACUUCAUUUAUAAUUACAAAUGGUUAAGUGUCUCUAACUGAAACAUUCUGAUAUAUUUUUUUAAGAUGAGUAAUGGUAUGAGUGAAUUUUUUAUGAACGAAGGAAUAAAGGAAUCAUAUUUUUAAUAGCACACUUAGGUAUGUGGGCUUUAGGUUUAUAUUUUUUUAAUCAGCUAAAAGAGAAUGGGCUUUAUGACACAGUUCUCUGAGGAUUUCUGCUGGAUUUCAGCUGCCAGAAUGAGACAUUUGCCUUGAACCUGGUCUGUAGAGAGGAAACAUGUGGGCUCUUAAACUGAUUUGUUUCUGCCAAGUAAGGCAGCAAGCCUGUACAAGGCUAAAGCUUUCAGCACAAUCUCAAAGUAAAAAAAAUAAAAAAGUAAAGCGGAUGAAAGAGUCACAGCCUUUUCUAGCUAGUCUUUUGUCUAAAAUUAGGGCAAGGAAUACAUGUUCAUCUUGCACCUGCCUAGGAAGUAAAUUUUAGUUAACGGAUAAUCCAGGAUCUUGAAACCAACAGAGUUCUUUUCAUCUGCACAACUGUAUGUUUUCCCAUAGCCGCUAAUUCUGAAGAGGUGUACGGUUGUUGUAAAUCUCAUUUCAGCUUUUUUGCAGAGGAUCCUAAGGUGCUUUGAAUCAGAUUUGCUCAGUUACCAAAAGUCAGUACCAAUAAUUGUAUUCAGAUCUGGGUCUUUCAGAUCUCAAGCUAUUCUCAUCCCCAAAUUUCAUCAGGGGUUACUAUAUCAGUUACAGAUACUAUAUUAAGGUACUAAGGCGACAAUCUCUUGGCUUCAAGUGGCUCACAGAAAAUGUGCUAUUUCCCCAUCCUUACUCUCUACCACAGAAUGUCACAGAUUCAUGCAUGAGAUGAGACAGAAUGGGAGCAAAUUAAAUGCAUCCCCCUCAUUUUAUUUUGGGGGAAACUAAGAUCCAGACUUACUGAAGGCCAUACAACAUAGUUUCAGAGCCAGGACUAGAAUCCAAGACUUUCCUCCCAGUUCUUUUCUUUUUGAACAACUGCUUCCUAUUUGUCUGAGGCUUAUGCUUAGAAAGAAGCCUGAAUUAGAAGCCAGCAGUACAACUGGCCAAGGAGACCAGGAAUGGUUAAGCUGCAGCAGGCCCUGGAGAGCAGGUUAGGUUGCCAGGGAGGGAGGCAGGCUCUACCACCUAAUGCUGGCAUGAUUCAUGAAACCAAGUCUUCAGGACCUCAGGAAUGUUCAUUUUGUUCAUAGUUCCUCCUGAGGUGGAAUUCCUCCCCCAAAAUUUGUCCCAAGACAAACUCUGCAAAGAUCUCACAUCUCCUCACUUUACAUCUUUUGCUUUUUACCAGCAUGGCAGUUCCUAACCCACUAUAAGUGUCCUCUGUUGGAAUAACAAACUGACUAGUGGGCGCCAUCAAUGUGUCACUGCCCCGGUUACAGCCUUCCAGCUGCGUGUAGCUUUGGGCAUGACCCUCCUCAAUUGCUUAUAUGGCUCUGCUCUGCUAUCACAGUUUUAGUAAGUAGAAGUCACAAAGGCAAACAAGUACAUGACACUCAAAACCAAUUUCCCACUAACUUAUAUUCCUUCUUUUAUACUGUCAUAAAUUAUCUGUCUUUUAGCUCUCCCUUAAAUAAUAACAUUUAUUGAGCACACUAUAUCCCAAACACUAUGCAAAGUAUUUCACAACACAUUAUCAGCUCACUUGAUGAGUUAACCCAGUAAGAAAUGCUUGGCCAUGCGUAAGGGUCAGUCUUCAGCCAGUGAAUGCCAAACUUUUCCUGAGAGGAUCCAUUAAGGACCAAUAGGAAAUUCAACACUCCUAGGUAGGGUACUAACUGUCCCAGAUUGCCCAGUACUGAGGGGGUUUCCUGGGUUGCAGGACUUUCAGUGCUAAAAUCAGGAUGAACUGGUUACCCUGCUCCUAGGAAUGGGGUAUUAGUUAUCAGUUAAUUGAAAUAGUUAAUUCCAGAUAUAUUAUCCUUCUUGGGAUUCCAGAUGGUGCUCAGAUCCAGAUUUUUUAUUUAAUCUUUAUGUCACUAAACAGAUAAAUUCCACUUUGUGAAAGGGAGGGGGGAGUUAAUCUCGUCCAAGAAAGGAGAGAGAGUGAGUGUGUGUGUGUUUCCUCUAUUAGAAAAGGGAUAUAGCACAAAUUGAAACUCUUAGGAUAUAGACAGACCUGGAUUUCCAUCCCUGUCUUGCUACUUACUAGUUAUGUGAAUUUGGGCAAAUGAUUAAUCUUCAGUCUCUUUGGAUGAGGAUACCAGUAGCUACCUAACUGGGUUGUUAGGAAGAUUAAGAAAGGUAGGGAUGCAUCUGAAACUCCCAGCACAGUGCCUGGCACACAGUAAGCAAAUGUCAGCCAUAACCACUUGGCUAAAACUCUGUCCUCUACUGAAUACUUCAACUAGACUCGCAUGGGUCUUUUCCAGAGCUACAUUCCUUUUUGUGUAUCUGUCGUUUUUUCAGAAGAUUACAAAAGCCAAGUCUUACCUGAUAGAAUAAAGCCUUUCUAAAGAAAA
Enhydra lutris kenyoni (northern sea otter) is the source of this 3841-nucleotide messenger RNA. RefSeq names its product sirtuin 4. Bases 26 to 970 code for a protein of 314 amino acids. The transcript is spliced from 5 exons. The record is from RefSeq and is a predicted model, not a curated record. NCBI's taxonomy places the organism in Eukaryota, Metazoa, Chordata, Mammalia, Carnivora, Mustelidae. Gene Ontology annotation, molecular function: NAD-dependent protein lysine deacetylase activity; NAD+ binding.